AUGCUUCCAUCCACGUCAAAUGGCAACCCAUCAUCAUCGGGUGAUGAAGCAAAUCAACAAGGAAAAUUAAAGAAACCUGUAAAAUCAGUCAUUCCAAAACUUCAAAAUUGUACAGUUAAUUUAUCAUUAUUUAGAAAAGUAGCUGCCGAUGAAUUGAGAGAAAUGAUAGAUUCGGUGCAAACUGCAAAUCCUCAUAAGGCCUUUGUUUUUGAUCCGGAAUUGAUUGGACCACUUUCAUUAAUUGUUCCGUAUAGUUUUUUCAUUGCUAAAGGAACAGGUGCUACUGAACCAGAGAUUGGAUUAAUCAAACAAGACAAGAUCAAUUUUAAAACUAAUGUUGGAAGUGUAUUUUAUGUGACAAGACCUAGAAUUGAUUUAAUCAAGAUUAUGGCAUCACAAAUUAAUCAUAUUGUUUCACAACCAUCACCACCAAAUAUUUACAUUGUAUUUGUGCCAAGAAGAACUUUGAUUUGUGAAGUUUUAUUGGAAAAGAUGAACAUUUUACAACACAUUCAAAAACCUUUAUUAGAAUUUUCUCUUGAUUUUAUUCCAUUUGAUAAUGAUCUUCUUUCUAUGGAAUUACCAUAUGCAUUCCGUGAAUUUGAAGUUGAUGGUGAUUAUUCAGCUCUUUACAGUGUUGCAAGAUCUAUAAUGAAGUUACAAUCUGUGUAUGGCAUAAUUCCAAAUAUCAAAUAUGUGGGAAAGAGUGCUAAAAUGGCCUUUGAAAUUUUGCAAGAAAUGACUCACAAAUCUGAAACUAAUCUAAAUCAAAUCAAUCCAAGUAUUGGAAAUUUAAUAUUCUUUGAUAGAAAAGUUGAUUUGGUGAGUCCUCUCGUAACACCAUUGACCUAUGAAGGUCUUUUUGAUCUGUUUUAUAGAAUUCAAAAUAACUUGGCAACUAUUCCUUUCUUAGCUCAACCAGUAAAGAAAGAAGAAGGUGAGGAAGAAUCACAACAACAGCAGCAACCAGUUAAAAGAGUUCCAACAAGAUUGCCACUCAAUGAUGAUGACGAAGUUUUCAAACAAGUUCGUCACAUGAACUUCCUUGGUGUUGGUGCUAAAUUGGGUUCAAUCACUGAAGAAAUUGAUAGGAUCUAUGAAAAGAGAAAAACACUCAAUGCUGUAGAUGAAAUCAAAAGCUACUUUACUCUAUUGCCUGAAGUUCAACAAAAGCACAAGGAUUUGACUGCACAUAUUACCAUUGCUACAGAAAUUAAGAAGGAAACCUUAAAGCAAGAAUUUAGAAGAAGAAUUCGUACAGAACAAGAUAUUUUGUCAGGUGAAGAUCCAAAGGCAUGUAUUGAGUAUAUAGAAUCAUGUAUCAUCAGACAAGACAGUAUUACCUCUGUUUUAAGAUUGAUUUGUUUGUAUAGCAUUGUGAGAAAUGGGUUGAGUCAAUCUGAGUAUGAUCAUUUGAGACAAGAAAUUGUACACAGUUAUGGACAUUUUGCUGUUCUUUCUUUAAAGAAUUUGGAAGAAGCAGGUCUGCUCAAAAAAUCUCAAUCUAAAAUCAAUUGGUCCUCAUCUCCUUUUGCCACAAUGAAGAAGGGAUUGAAUUUAGUUGUGCAAGAAAUGACAGAUGAAACAAACCAAAAGAAUAUGGCUUAUGUGCACUCGGGCUAUGCUCCAAUGAGUUGUAGAAUUAUUCAAGAAUCACUUAAUAAUUCUAAAUGGGAAUCUUUGAAAUCAUUAUUCAAAGGAACUGAACAUGUAGAAUUCAUAGGUGAAAGUGUUUCUCCAGGUAUGCAAAUUUCUAGUCAAGAUGUUACUGUAGUAUUCUUUUUGGGUGGUUGUACGCUUGCUGAAAUCAGUGCUCUCAGAUCAAUUACCAAUCAUCGUUUCAUUGUACUGACAACCAAGAUUAUUAACUCUGAUAAUUUCAUUUCUUCCAUGUUGGAAAAACUUUAAUUUAUUGAAUCAAAAUACACAAGUCUAUU
Messenger RNA from Naegleria gruberi, 1937 nucleotides. RefSeq lists its product as uncharacterized. Gene Ontology annotation, biological process: intracellular protein transport; vesicle-mediated transport. NCBI's taxonomy places the organism in Eukaryota, Heterolobosea, Eutetramitea, Acrasida, Naegleriidae. The transcript is spliced from 2 exons. Bases 1 to 1908 code for a protein of 635 amino acids. Gene Ontology annotation, cellular component: vacuole; CORVET complex. The record is from RefSeq and is a predicted model, not a curated record.